This is a messenger RNA of Hippocampus zosterae (dwarf seahorse), 1737 nucleotides long. RefSeq names its product Kruppel-like factor 5a (gene klf5a). Gene Ontology annotation, biological process: regulation of transcription by RNA polymerase II. The record is from RefSeq and is a predicted model, not a curated record. Lineage: Eukaryota; Metazoa; Chordata; Actinopteri; Syngnathiformes; Syngnathidae. Gene Ontology annotation, molecular function: RNA polymerase II cis-regulatory region sequence-specific DNA binding; DNA-binding transcription factor activity, RNA polymerase II-specific. The coding region runs from base 1 to 1476 and encodes 491 amino acids. The transcript has 5 exons.
AUGUGUUUCGACAGCGAGUUCAGGGCGCAUCCUCCUCCUUCUCUCUCCUUCUCCUUUUCGGCGUUUUUGAAACGGGGCUCGGUUCGAGUGUUUCUUGUUUUUGUUUUUUUUUUCCCCCCCUCUUCUGGGAGCUCAAUGGCUGCGACAUUGGCGAUGAGCGGAGGCGGUGGCGGGCACGAGGAGCCCUUCUACCCGUUGCACAAGGCGUCCUUGUCCGCAGGAUUCCACCUGGAGGACUUCGGCAUGGAGUUCAAGAUGAGCGAGUCGGACAGAGGCGGACACGGCGUCUACACGCAGGCAAAGUGUGAGAUGGACCGCUAUCUCUCCCCGGAGCCAGCAGGGGUGGAUCACUUUUUCGGGGAGGCGCCCUACACCCUCAACAUGAAUCUCUUCCUCCCCGACGUAGCUUACCCGAGACCGGGCUUGGCCCAGCCGCCGCGGCCCCCCCAGCCCCACGGGGACCUGGUCCAGAUCAAGACGGAAACGGCGGAGCCGUGCUUCUCUCAGAACCUCCAGGUGGCCACGAGUAGCUGCGGCGGCGGCGGCGGCGGCCUGGAAACCAACAUGGCGGGCUUGCCCGACUUCACCAGCGCUUUCAAUCAGCCGGGCGGCGAGUCCCUGCCGGAGGCGUUUAUCAAACAGGAGAUGCCGUCGCCGUUCGAGCCGCAGCUUCACCAGCACGACGGCGGCGCCUCGCUCUUCCAGCUCCUGAUCUCGGGCUUGGAGCAUCACCACGGCGACGGCAUGGAUGCUCACCAUCAUGCCAACCCCCAGCAGCAGCAGCAGCAGCUUCCGCACUCCUCCGCCGGCGUCCACCCGCCCUUCCGUAGCCCCCAACCGGAUCAGACUGCCAAGUCUUCCUUCUGCGCCGGCCCUGCGUAUUCACGCCCGCAUGCCCACUUCUUCCAGCAGCAGCAGGCGCAGGCGCAGGCCUACCUGCCCCCCUCGCCGCCCAGCUCCGAGCCGGGCAGCCCCGACAGGCAGAAGGAGCUUCUGCACACCAUGUCGCCGCCGCCCUCGUACGCGGCCACCAUCGCCUCCAAGCUGGCGGGCAACGGCGGCGGAGGCGGCGGCGCCCCCGCACCCCCCGGACUGGCGCCCGAAACCUUGGUUUCCCCACCCGCCGCCCCGCUGCCCCACGCCCCCGCGGCCACGCAGUCCCUCACCGCCGCCCGCUACAACCGCAGGAACAACCCUGACUUGGAGAAGCGACGGAUCCACCACUGUGACUAUCCAGGCUGCAAGAAGGUCUACACCAAGUCGUCCCAUCUGAAAGCCCACCUCAGGACCCACACGGGUGAGAAGCCUUACAGAUGCACGUGGGACAGCUGCGACUGGCGUUUCGCCCGCUCGGACGAGCUGACGCGCCAUUACCGCAAGCACACGGGCGCCAAGCCCUUCCAGUGCGCCGUGUGCUCGCGUUCCUUCUCCCGCUCGGACCACCUGGCCCUGCACAUGAAGAGGCACCAGAACUAACACUUUGACCACGCCCGACGCGCUCGCUCAUGCCAUUUUGUCGUUGGUGGUGUUGUUUUCUUCAUUUUGGGGCGGGUGGGGGGCGGGAGGCGGGGUUAUAAUCCUUUUUUUUUUUUUUUUUUUGCCCCCACACCGACUCCUCUCGGUGGAUGGAUGGAGCGGGAACAACUGGGAAGCUUCAGAUGCACUCAGUCCAGACCGGCCCCCCAAAAAAGAUCCGGCAGUCCCGUUGACGAGUGUAUAACGAUGGCACUUAACGCA